UCAUAUUGUAAGGUGAAUUGGGAAUAAAGAACAUCAAAACCAUUCUGGCCCAUAGGAUAUCUGAGUGCGCUCUUGUAUUGCGACAGCUUUAAUUCCAGAAACCAAAGGCAAUUUAGCUAGUUUGAAGGUUAUAUAUUCACAUUUCACUACAAGCCUACAAGUUGUAACAUCAAAGUAAACAAACAAAAUUCACCUUAUUAACAAUGUCGAAUAGUACCACGAGUUCCCUCUAUUUUCGUUUCAACAGGUUUAGAAAGUCAUUGUCCAAAUCUCGUCCAUCAUUUAAUCUAUCAAAGGUAAAGAAAACGCCAAGCAUGUCGUUGGCUAAUUUUCGCCCAAAAGCGGAGGAAAUGAAAAGGGUUUUUGACAAAUUUGACACUAACAAAGAUGGAAAGAUCUCACAAGAAGAAUACAAAACAGCUAUGAAGAUGAUGGGCAGUGGAGGAAAUACGAAAACUUAUGACGUUGGCGAUGCAUUUCAGGCUGCAGAUACUGAUGGGGAUGGAUUCAUUAAUUUUAAGGAGUUCAUGAGAGUGCAGAAUCUUGAAGGUGGUGUGAAUCCAACUGAUAUUAGAAGCGCUUUCAAGGCAUUUGAUUUGGAUGGUGAUGGCAAAAUUAGCGCAGAGGAAUUGUUGCAGGUUCAACGAAUGCUAGGAGAAAAAUGUAGCUUGGAGAAUUGCAAGAAAAUGGUGAGAGGUGUUGAUGCUAAUGGGGAUGGACUUAUAGAUAUGAACGAAUUUGUGACCAUGAUGACGCGCACCAUGAAACUAGUCUCGAGUCGAGGGAUCGAUUCACUCUGCCAGUACAUUAGUUUGUUAAUGUUUAUUGGCCUUAGCAACCGAAAACACAGUGUGAAAUCAGGAGCCAUAACAAUCUUAAUUUCCUUUUCAUGCAAAUAAAACUGGUCAACUAGGAAACUAAAACAAAUGAAGAAAUUGGGCGGAAAGGCAGAGGAAGGAGAACUUGAUUCUAAGAUCAAGUUGCACCUAUUUGGUGGAGUGAGAUUCUGUUCAUGAAUCAUUGUUCAUACUUAAAAAGGUAAUCUAUGGAAUAAAGUUGCAAGAAUCAACAUCAUUUCAAACCCACAAUAUGAGAAGAAAUUCAUAUUAUUAGGAUGAUGUUUCCAUCAUGAAUACCCUCAUCUUGAAUAAAAGUCCAAAAGGAAAAGAUACCUAUCAAAUUUUAUAGUUGAUUGAUUCCCUAGCACUUCUAAAGUUAGUGCAAAUUUAACAGCGAGUAGAGGAUAGAACAAACAAGGCAUCAUAUAUAUUGUAGAGCUAACAAACUAAAGGAGAACAGAUGGCAAUAAUGAGUUGUUUCGAGUUUCCAGUGCAGCAGCCAAAUAGAGAUAUGUCAGUGCAAGAAUUCAAGGUGUGGAUUAAGCAAUUCGACAUGGAUCAUGACAAGCGUAUUAGCCGCGAAGAACUAACAGAGGCACUUCAGAGUCUACACAUAUGGUUCAGCUCAUGGAAGGCUCGUCAAGUUAUGAAAACUGCUGAUACUGACCAAGUUGCACCAUUUUGGUGAAGUGAGAUUCUGUUUGCGUCAUAGUUGAUGCUUAAAAAGGUCUUCUCGUUAAUGAUGUUGAACGCUACAUUUUGUGUCAUCACACCAAGAGUUUGGCGAUCUAAUAGAUCUCAAUGCGCUUUGGACAUAUUCUUUAGUUUUACCCCGGUCAGAGGUAGGUGUAAUUUUUUUAUGGUACAAAUAAUCCUCUAUCUGUAUUUUUCAUAAUCCAAAAUCUUUGCCAAUGAACUUGUCAAUUUUAACAUUCCCUUAUUCCGAUGUUAUUUCUUCACAAAAAAUAUUUCUUUUUAUGUGAAUAGUGCCUUUGAAUAGUAACUGAUGGUAGGCUAGAAAUACGAAUUUUUGGCUACUCUGCACCGAUUAUUUGCUACACUUUAAUUGUAUUGGAGCUAAAAUAUGGAAAACUUCUACUCAAUAUGUAUUUUUUAUUGUGUAAGUUGAGAUUCCGGGCUAAGAUAAAUUUUUGGAGAUAAAUUGAAUCAAAAGAGAAUUUUAAAGUAUGAGUAAAAAUUUAAAAAUUAAGUCGGAAUCAAAUUCGGAGGCCGAAGGACCAAGUAGGUAUUUGAAUAGUGAAAGAAAUAAAAAGAGAAAGCAAUAGUGGAGGAACUAAUGGCAAUUCAAACAAAUAUAACAAGCCACAAUGGAGUAUUCUCCAAAGUCAUGACUAUGACGUCAUGUCCAAGAAGAGCUGCCAAUAUACUUUGUUAGGCAGAAACGAAUAGCUCUCUGUUUUUGUCCAUUGGCACGUCGUGCGGCGCGACGUGCCCGACGGCGUGUCAAUGCAAUAUUUAGGUCUGUGCAAUCCUAUUUCGACACAUUAAGGUUAUUUCGGUUUAAGACUAUUCCUAUAAUGUAUAAAUACACGGUAAACAUAUUUUUGAAGGUGGAUUCAACUUAGGAUAAUUUUAGAGAGCUACCACGACUUGAAGACACAACAAGAUUUUAUCAAUUCUCUUGCCAACAAUCGGUGCAAUACAGGAGUUUGUAUCGUAAAGUUGUUUUUGAUAUUUUCUAUGUUCUUAAACUUAUUUGUGAUAAUUUUCUCCAUAUCUAUAGAGUAGUUCUUCCCUAGGAUUUUGACAGAUAUGGUGUUUUGAGUGUUAUUUGUAAAUUUAACUCUAGUUUAAUUGUUUGAAUAUGUUUAUGAAGCUUUGAAUUAAUUGCGAAAUUAUUCACCGUUUUAUUUAAUCGAAAAAAAGAGAAUAUUUUGGUGAUUAUCUUUGUAUUAUUUAGUUUGGUUUAAUUUAGUGAUUCUUCUAAGUAAUCGAGAAAGCUUUUUGAAUUAUUGAUUAAACCAAGUUCGGAGAAUAUUCGAGAGGCGUUUUUCUAAAGACUAGUCCAUUAACGUGCUCUUGCAUAUUUUCACAGUGAUUCAUAUUAGUUUAUUUUGUAGAGUUCAGAUUUAAUCGACAGAGGAAUCUCCAUCUUAUGUUUAAGCUAAUUAUCAAGUAAAUUUGGGAGAAUCAUUAAAACAUUAAAAGUGAAUUUAAAUAGAGUUAAAUCUUGAAUAACUAUCUUACACCUAUCAUGGCAUGACCCUUAUUUCUCAUAUUGUUUACAAACCAUUUUAGUUCAGCUCUCGUUCUCUAUAUAUGAUCAGGUCUAAUUAUUAGCCGUCUUAAUUUAGUAGUUAAUUGUAGUAGUAAUCACUCCAACUCAAGUGUUGAUCACUCUAAAUAGCAACUAAUCCAGAAAUUACUCGAACAUUAUUUAAAUCCAAUCUUUGUGGAGACGAUAAUUAAACUAUAUUAUUUUUUACUA
Molecule: messenger RNA, 3288 nt
Organism: Nicotiana tabacum (common tobacco)
Lineage: Eukaryota; Viridiplantae; Streptophyta; Magnoliopsida; Solanales; Solanaceae
Source: RefSeq, a predicted model, not a curated record